AUGGAGCAGCUUUUCUAUGUCCCAAACCCUCCUCUGUCUGCGAUAAGCCCUCAGAGAUUUCCAGGGGCUGAUCCUGAAUCGACAGAUGCUCUCAUCCGAACGUUGUCCCACAACCACGUUGCCUGGCAUAUCUUCUUCAAUUACAAAGGAUUCCACAAUCAUGCCCCACAUCACCUGCUUUCUAUCUGGGCGAUGGGCGCUAGUGGUCCAGUCAUAGAUGCCGCAUAUGCGACACACUGUGUGUAUCAGCGGCCUGCAUUCGAAUCGCCUGGACACAUCACACACGAUAACGUCCACAAGCAUCUCGACGAUGAACGCUAUUACGCGGCCUAUCUCAAGUUCUUCUCAGCUGAGGUCCUCAAGCGCGGCCUUCCAGAGUGUUUGGAAGAAUAUGUAUUCUCUUCUGCUGCUAAUUUUACUCGUGAUGGUGGCGAACAACCCGCAAUGCUGUCCCGAUUCGUCAUGGGCGCCAUUCACCCUUUCAUACAUACCGGUUUUGGAGCAGAGUUUGGCCUGGCGGGUGUCAGCGCAGAAGGGUUGGCAAUGACUGCUGUACACCCUUCCAACUUAGACUUAAUCGACAGAGCCUGGUUCCCGGACGUCGUCUCCGAACCUAAUAUCAAAGGUGGUACGCGGAGCGCAUUGACGAUUUUAUCUCUCAUCGCAUGUGAUCCUCGUUUUUCCAACGUCAAACGAAUCGAAGGUGGCCUCCUUGCCGGGGGCCUCAAGAGAUACGGCAAGGCCAUCCGCGAAUACGUGGAAAUGUGGAAGUUCGAUAUAUCUUCCGAAGUCAGUCUGGCCGACGCGGUCGAGGAGCUCUCUUGGGUGAACACCUUGAUCUACGGGGUCGGUGGUCAUGUCUCGAACCAACGCUUCAAGGCAGAUUUCUUCCUCAUGCAUCUUUUUGACCUCUAUUCGUCUCGCAGGCUCUUUCUCCUCACGUACUUCAUCACGUCCCUCGUAUUCUAUGUUGCUCGCGGUCGCCCAAAACUAGACGUCCGAGCAUUCUACGAAGGGACGCAACAUCUGCUACAUAAAGUCCCCGGAGUGCAUACAUCUCCUGCCCCAGGCACCCUACCGGACCCAUCGUCAGAUUUAGCACAAACGCCUAACACAUGGCUUCCUCUCAUUCAAACUGUGCUUGUUCACCCCAACGAGCACCUGUGCAAGGCGCAACGUGCCUUGGCACAUUAUUCUGCCCUGUACGGCACCCGCAGGAAAGGUGAACUAUCUGGGCCGGUGGAAGGCCGGAGUUUGAGUGCUGCGCAGCUGGCUAGGGAGGACGAGGCGGAGGAGAAGGUAGGGCUGAAAGAGCUGGAUGGAACUGUGUUCUUGCGUAUUGCAAUGUUGACGCAGAAUAGGCUGGGAUGGAUGCGCGAGGGCGAGCAUGAAGACCGUUGGGAUUUUGAUGGGUUCUAUGCAGAAGAGAGUGCGUGAAAGGUGGGUAGGUGGAACGCCGAAUGCACUUUAGUAAGUGAUUGCCAAGAGGUGAUUGUGGGCGUACUUCCACAUG
Messenger RNA from Pisolithus orientalis, 1513 nucleotides. RefSeq lists its product as uncharacterized. The record is from RefSeq and is a predicted model, not a curated record. NCBI's taxonomy places the organism in Eukaryota, Fungi, Basidiomycota, Agaricomycetes, Boletales, Pisolithaceae. The coding region runs from base 1 to 1437 and encodes 478 amino acids. The transcript has 5 exons. Gene Ontology annotation, molecular function: oxidoreductase activity.